Amphimedon queenslandica is the source of this 816-nucleotide messenger RNA. RefSeq lists its product as uncharacterized. The coding region runs from base 44 to 727 and encodes 227 amino acids. NCBI's taxonomy places the organism in Eukaryota, Metazoa, Porifera, Demospongiae, Haplosclerida, Niphatidae. The record is from RefSeq and is a predicted model, not a curated record. Gene Ontology annotation, biological process: signal transduction. Gene Ontology annotation, molecular function: protein binding. The transcript has 4 exons.
CCCCAUCCUAAGGAACAUAACAAAGUGUUAAUGUGGUAUAAAAAUGGCUUCCAAUGAGCUAGGUAAUGAAGCAAAGGAGAUACUAAGAGAUCAUUAUGGGGAUUUAGCUAAAAACAUACAAAAUCCAGUUCAAUUGGCCGAAGAGCUAUAUCAAUAUAGGAUAAUAAGUGAGGCGGCUUUAGGAGAGAUAAAGACAGAAGGAUGGACCACUCCUAACAGAAAUACUGCCCUACUAAGAAAUGUACGCCUUGCCAUCGGGCAGGAUCACACUCGAUUGAGAGUGGUAGCACGAGCAUUGGCGAAGGAUAUAGGAGUUAGUUCCAUUGGAGACGAGAUUCUACAGAGUUGUAAAAUGAAGUUUGGUCAGGAGGAGGAGAACAAUGAUCUUUUAAUAGUAGAAGAGCCUGUUCCAGUUCGUUCUAUUGAUAGGCACACGAUACUCAGGUCUGAUGAUCUUGCCACACUGGAGAGGCUCCUGAAGGAUGUCAAUGAUUGGGAAGGGCUGGGAUUAUUUCUUGGGAUUAAGAAGACAUCAAUCAAUCGUAUAGGAAGAGACAAAAAAGGUGUAAGGGAUUGCCGUCGUGAGAUGCUGUUCUGUUGGUUGAGUGGCAGUAGGGAUGACAUGAGUUCCAAUGUUGAGCGUACUUUUAAUGCUUUAAUUAAAGCUUUGAAAGAUAUAGAAAAUCAAGAAGCUAUUGAUGGAAUUGAAUCUUUUUUAUCAAAGUGAUUCAUCAAUGUUUUGAUUAUUUUUGUAUUUUUUUUCUAUUGUAAAUUUAAUUUUUUUAAAUUUUGAUGUUACACCAAUGAGACCAUCAA